Messenger RNA from Corticium candelabrum, 1348 nucleotides. RefSeq lists its product as uncharacterized. The record is from RefSeq and is a predicted model, not a curated record. The transcript has a single exon. The coding region runs from base 1 to 645 and encodes 214 amino acids. NCBI's taxonomy places the organism in Eukaryota, Metazoa, Porifera, Homoscleromorpha, Homosclerophorida, Plakinidae.
AUGCUCUUGCUGAGACACUGUCAUGUUACUCGGAUGAACUUCCUAUCACGAACUGUUCCACCUAGACUUUUGGAGUCCGCUGCAGCCAUCCAUGACACACUGACAAGAUCAACGUUCACCAAUCUCUUGGGUAGAGGCAAUCUACCAGACAGGCAGUGGCUUCAAGCAACUUUACCAGUACGACAUGGAGGAUUUGGUCUCACGGCUUUAACAUCUACAGCAUCAUUUGCAUUUCUGUCUAGUUGGGUCUCAACCCUGCAUACAAUAGCAAAACGAAUUCCUGAUGCUGAGAGAUUGCUUGAUGAAUUUCAGAAUUCACAUCAUUCAAAUAGUUCCAUCAGCAGAGAUUUGUGCAAUGUUUUGCCUCAAAACAAAACUCUCGUAGAAGUUAUCAACGACAGGAAGCAACUACAACACAAGCUGACUGAGGAAUACAUGAAAUCUCUGUCAAAUGGUUUUAUUCAGAAUUCAUCUUCGACUAGAGACCAAUCUCGAAUGAAGUCCUUGCAAGGCAAAGAUGCAGCUAGGAGCGUGGCUCCUGACAGUACCAUCAUCAUCAUGGCAUGCAUUAUCUCCGUGCAAUUUCCGCUUGGCAUCCUUGAUGAGACUGGGAUGCCAAAUGCCUUUGGCUUCUGGUCAGUGUGACUGUGGGAAAGAAUUAGACUCAGAUGGAUACCACCUAAUAACAUGUAAGACUGGGGGCGGCCCGGUAAUCAGCCAUAACAACAUGGUUUCAGCAUGGUCAGACUGUUUGAGUCAACUGCAAUUACAUCACGUAAAAGAACGCAGAGGAAGGUAUGUCAAUUCUGAAGACAGAUCAGACAUAGUCGUAUUCGAUUCGGCAUCGGGGAUGGAUCUUGAAUAGGAUAUUGCUCUAGCGCAUCCCUGGAGCAAUGAAAUAGAAGGUUUAUCAGCUACAACUCAGAGAGCAGCGGUAACCAGAAGAGAAAAUCUGAAGAUCAAAAAGUACGACUAGGAGCUCUUGCCUGGAGGUUUUCGACCAACAUUUGUGUCUAUAAUCUUCAAACAUUUUGGCUGUUGAGGAGAGAAAGCUGAAGACUAUUUGAAGAAACUGUCACAGCUAUCAAGAGACGAAGACGGAGAGCCAAAUGCAUCAACCUUCAAGUCAUACUGGAGAUCUGUGUUUUCUGUGUGUCUACAAGGAUCAAAUGCUAGAGUGAUUGACAGAAAAAUAAAGAAUAUUGUUUCAAGAGACAGCAACAUAAACAUAAAUAGUUGUAGGUAGAACCAAGCCCUAUUGGCUUGGGUAGUAUUUAGUUGCUUUGCUUAGAUGGUGUAUGUUAUACCUUGUAAGUUUGGGGUUCGACACAGUAGGCUCAGUACUCGA